Molecule: messenger RNA, 1242 nt
Organism: Rhodotorula toruloides NP11
Lineage: Eukaryota; Fungi; Basidiomycota; Microbotryomycetes; Sporidiobolales; Sporidiobolaceae
Exons: 3
Coding region: 1-1242 (413 amino acids)
Source: RefSeq, a predicted model, not a curated record
AUGUCCUUCCCAUCCUCCUACGCUCACCCUCUGCCGUUCCAUUCCCGCCGCACCCCCGCCCCUCCGCCAGGCCGCCGCCUCAUCUCCUACGCCUCCUCGCCCACCCCUUCUCCCCCCGCACCACCUCGCAAGCGACCUCCGCUUGUGAUGCAGACUCCGAUGAACGGGCAGAGAUGGCCUAAGGACGGGUGGGAGCUGUUGAUGCGCGAGGAGAGCGAGGGGUCGAGGAGGGGUAGAGGGAGGGAGAUGGGCGGCGAGAGGAGGCCGGAGGAGCGUGCGAGGGCGCCGGAGAGGGUCAUUGAGCAGCCCUUCCUCACUCCUUCGCCUCCUCCGCCCGUCUCGUACGACACGCCGCCUUACAUGCGACGGAGCCACUACUCGGCGCAGGGGAGUGACAGCUCUGCGCAUCCUCCGCUGCGGCACAAGAAGGGAAUCGUCCUCCGAGGGUCGUACCGCGACCCCCUCCCUCCUCCGCCCCCUUCUCUCCCUCGCCGCCCUCCAACUCCCCUCCGCCUCGAUCCCGCUCCUCCUCCUCCCGGAAAGAACGCUUCGUUCGCCCCGCCCGGUCUCAUGUCCCGCCCUCCGGUCUAUCACAAUGGCUAUCGAGGAGGACAGUACCGGGACGAGGCGUUCGUACGCGGCGAGGCGAGGGGUCGACCUUCUCAAUCUGCUUUCAGUGGACCGUCGGGCGCGCGUGGCUGGUCUGGGCAGUAUGUAGGCGAUGGAAGGGGCUACGGAGGAGCUCCGGACGGGAGGCAAGGCCCGCGACCGGCUUUCACAGCCCCGAGGCAUGUUCAACCCGCUCCUCCUGCUCCGCCUUACGCAGCCUCAACUUCUCGCCCAUUCACCUUCGGCGCCGCCUCAACCGCCUCAUUCAACAACUCUGUCGCCCCGUUCCACCCUCCGCGCCGCUCCGCCCCAUCCUUCCACCCUCGCUCUCCCUCUCCCGCAACCUUUUCUCCAACUCCGCCCCUCUCACAUCGCUCACCCACCGACCUACCCCCCUCUCCACCCCUCACCCUCCCACUCCCCUCACGCCUCGCCUCCCCCUCGCUCGACCCCGGUCCCCUCUGGCUAACCGAAGCGCUCUAUGGGCCCAGUCACGAAGAGAUGUGUGCGUGGCGGAAGCGCGCGAGGGAGGAGGAGGAGGAGGAGGGAGAGGGGAGGGGGUGGUUGGGUGGGUGGGAUUGGGAGAGUUGGGAGAGGGAGAAGAGGGGGAGGAAACGGGUGCGGAGGGAUUAG